This is a messenger RNA of Toxorhynchites rutilus septentrionalis, 761 nucleotides long. Its product is annotated as pupal cuticle protein C1B-like. The transcript has 2 exons. The record is from RefSeq and is a predicted model, not a curated record. NCBI's taxonomy places the organism in Eukaryota, Metazoa, Arthropoda, Insecta, Diptera, Culicidae. Bases 92 to 544 code for a protein of 150 amino acids.
UGUUGUGCAGUGGAGUUAUCAGUUAAUAGCUGCAGUUCCCAUAGUCACAUACGCUUAACUUAUUUAUUUAUUUAACACAAUAUCGCUCAAAAUGUUCAGAUUCGUUGUUCUGUUGGCUGCUGUCGCUGUUUGCCAGGCUGCAUACAGCCUAAACCCAGCCGGUCCAACCUAUGCCGGAAUCCACACACCAGCGAUCACCAGCCAGCAGUCAAAUAUCUUGCGUUCUUUUGGAAAUCUUGGUCAAAUUUCGACCCACUCCAAAACCAUUGACACCCCAUACUCAACCUCGAGCAAGUCCGACGUCCGUAUUAGCAACCCAGGACUGGCUGUAGGACACGUUGCCGCUGCUUAUCCUGGUUACCACGCUGCAGCUGCAUACCCAGCUUACCACGCGCCAGCUGCGUACGCUCCCGCCGUCUAUGGAGCCCCUGCUGUGAAGGCCGUUGCUGCUGCCCCUGCCCUCCUGGGAGUUGCCUACUCUGCUGCUCCAGCGGUCGCUCACAUGAGCUACAACAACGGACUCGGAAUCAGCUAUGCCUGGUAAACAACUACCGAGCCCUGCUGACCCACCUAUCGAAUGUACCAAUGCGGACUACUGGAACAACUAUAAACAACUCUAAGUCAACACAGUCAACGAAAAAAAAGUGAACACAACGCGAAACACAAUCUACUGCGUUUGCUACGUAAAAGAGAAGAACACACAAACACACACACAACAAUAAUUUUUACAACUUGAACUUCCGGGUAAUAAAUGAACAAUA